UACGCCGGAAAGAAACAAGUGUGGUGGAAUCGUUCAUUUUAAACGCAAUAUAACGUCGUUGUAACUAUCUGAUUUGGAAUAUGCGAUUCCGCUAACGGGAAGGAUUUCGUGAAGGACGUACACAAGGCGGUGUGCGCUAUGAUUCCGAGCACUGCGCGGAAAGCGGUGAACGGAGCCGGUGACGCCGAGAUGGACGAAGAAAACUCAAAAAAGAACUUCGGCUCCGUGCCGCUCUUGGACAUGCUCGCCGAGGUAGCCUCGGCCACGCUCAAAAGCGACCCGGUGCUGCUGAAAGAUUCCACUCAUAAGGCACGCAAGUCGGCGCUUCAAGCGGAUGCCCUGGUGCUGGACCAAAUCCGCAUUCUCUCGGACCGUAUGCUCCUGGACAUGUUCUCGGAAUUCACAAGCAACGAGAUGCGCCGAACCUUCAGCUACCGCUGCUAUCUCAUGCCCAGCGUCUGCGCGGAAACAUUCUCCAGCUUUGGUAACGAGAACAAGGCCCGCCUCCAAAUGAAAUCUCACCUCCUGGCGCACAUAGCCAAGCUCCUGGCCGAAGCCAAUGCACCUGGUAGGCAAGGCAAGCCACCGUUUACGGCGGAACCUCUCCAGGCCCGAAAACGACGUCUACAAGAAUCCGAGGGAACUGGCCGAAAGCGUAGACGACCGCAGACCAAGCAGCCGUCGGGGGUCAGCAAGAAUGAGCGGCGAGCCAACUGCUCUUCCACCAUGCACGCUCCCACCACUGGAACCGCCAUCAAAAAAAGUCAAGCACGACCGAAGAGUCAAGCCAAGCCAGUCGUGACGAAGACAGAGGGCAAGAACGGGCGGCCCACGCUCAAGGUGGCUGUGAAAUCCUUGACGGCGCCCAGCAAUAAGAUGAAGAUCCCCCCCACGACCAGCAAGCUGCAGAACAACGCGCCGCCCAAAGAGGAGAAGCCACCGAAUACCACCAGCGAAAGCUGGGAAGCACAACUGGUCAAGCGGGACCACUGCUACUGGGGGCCCGGCUGUCCGCUCGCAGUGGACGACUCCGGAGACAGCGACAUGGAAGAGUUGUGUAGCGACUGUGUGGAGCACCGUCCUACCGUCCCUUGCCAGUCGGUCAUUGCCACGCCUGCCUUCCCCUACGUUUAUGUGCCGCUGCUGCCCAACACCUCGUCCGUGGUCGAGGUGACCACCCCUGGAGGUGGCAUCGGCGGCAGCCAAGCGAGGCGACGCACGCCAAGCCCAAUGCUCCAGUCCUCCGAAGACGAGGACGAGGAUGAAGACGAGGACGAAGAUGAGGAAGAGGAAGAGCAGAGGAGUAAGCAGCAACAGCAGCAACCCGCGGCCAAGGGCAGGGCACGCCUGCCGGGCCGGAGGGGCACUGCUGCACAGGCCGCCGAAACCACCUUUGAAAGGAAACUUGCACUAAAGCACAUCAAGGCGUUACGGAACAAGCGACGUGACGAGCGAGGCCCCCUGGUGUGCAAGAUCUGCAAGACCAAGGUGUUCACGGCCCAGGCCACCCUCAUGUACCACUAUCGCAGCCAUGCAGGCAUCAAGCCGUUCAACUGCAAGAUCUGCGAGGCAACCUUCACGCGACAGCACAGCCUCAACUACCACAUGCUGAUCCACAACAACAAGAGCCGCUUUGCAUGCGAGGACUGCGGCCGCCACUUUCGGCACCCGAGUCACUUCAAGGAGCACCUGCGCCGGCACACGGGCGAGACUCCCUACCAGUGCACCGACUGCAACCAGAGGUUCAAGACACGUAACACGUACAAGAGGCAUUUGAAGACCCGGCACGGGAAGAUCCUGACGGCACAGGGGAUCCUCUCUCUCGGGGAGUCUCGGCCCACGAGCCCGGCACCAACGUGAAACGGGCAGCCGCUCCUUUGUACAGACAAUCUUCCACCCCUCGUGCCACCAAAACCCACUCAACCUGCUUCCCUUGCAUCCACACUUUUGUACAGCCGCUCCUUUGUAAAAUAAAAAGAAACACUGAUAUGUCUAUACAAACACUG
Molecule: messenger RNA, 2006 nt
Organism: Dermacentor andersoni
Lineage: Eukaryota; Metazoa; Arthropoda; Arachnida; Ixodida; Ixodidae
Biological process (GO): regulation of transcription by RNA polymerase II
Cellular component (GO): nucleus
Molecular function (GO): DNA-binding transcription factor activity, RNA polymerase II-specific
Source: RefSeq, a predicted model, not a curated record